CUCAAAAACCCAGCAAAGAUGGUGAACAUGAGCUCUCUACGCGACUCUGAUUCUUCAAUGGCUUCUUGGGUUCGAGGCAGUUGUAUAGGUAAGGGCUCGUGUGGCACUGUGACUAUCGGAGUGAGUAAAUCCGACGGUCGGGUUUUCGCCGUGAAGUCCGUGGAUCUUCAGUCGGGUCAGGUGGUGGCUUUGGAGAAUGAGAUUCGGAUCCUUCGGAGCUUGUCGUCGCCGUACGUGGUGACCGUCCUAGGCGACGACGCUACUACGUCGUAUCGGAACUUGUAUUUGGAGUACUUGCCAGGUGGCACCCUCGCUGACCUAGCAUCUCCGAAGAAUGGUGGGAGGCCUGCUGACGUGGACGAGCGCGUGCUGCGGUACUUCACCUGGUGUGUGGUGAACGCGCUGAGGUACGUUCACUCGAGGGGCGUCGUCCACUGCGACGUCAAGGGGAGGAACGUUCUGGUAGGGCUCAAUGGCGGCGUGGCUAAGCUCGCCGACUUCGGCUCGGCGGUGGAGCAGUGUUCCUCCGGUGCGGUGGCGGUGGGGAUCGUGCCACGUGGAAGCCCGUUGUGGAUGGCGCCAGAGGUGAUUCGGCGGGAGUCUCAGGGACCGGAAUCCGACGUGUGGUCCUUGGGAUGCACGGUGAUCGAGAUGCUCACCGGGAAGCCAGGCUGGGACGAGGAAGGCUUUAACACGCUCAGUCGAAUUGGAUACUCCGACGAGUUACCGGAGUUUCCGAGUCAAUUAUCAGAACUCGGACGCGACUUCCUUCGCAGGUGUCUGAGGAGAGAACCAAGCGAGCGGUGGAGCUGUGAUCAGCUGCUACACCAUCCAUUCUUGCUGUCUACACCUCCCAAUAAGCUCGCAGAGUCGUCUCCUCGGUGCAUCCUCGAUUUGAUAAACUCAGACGAAUUCAAGGAAGAAGACGAAGAAGAAAUCAGAAUCCACAAUGAAAAUUCGGCGAAUGACAGAAUCCGCAAACUAGCUACAAAGUCGAGGGCAAAUUGGGAAAUGGAAGAUGAUUGGUUGGAGGUGAGGGCAUUGGCGUCGAACACAGAAACCUCUAUUGCUUCUUCAACCACUAUUAGUGGCAGGGGAAGUGGAAGGGGACACGAAGACGAUGAAGGGACAAGUUCGAAAUAUGUUGAUUUGAGGAGGGUAGAAGAGGGAAUAGAAUUGGGGAUAAGUUGGGAAUAUUUGAAAAUGAGGAGGACAAAUCUGAGGAUAGGAAAUUGGGUUGAGGAUCACAGUGAAAAUGAUUGGCGAUAUGAGUAUGGGCUGAAACACGAGGGGGGUCUGUUGAGAAAGAUAAGAGCAAUAACCAUUUGCAGCUUGUGGUGUUAUUGUUGGUGUGACUUCAUAUUAAAAAUUAAUUUUUUAUUGCAAAUGAAUUUACAUAUUAAAUAUAUUACUUUAUCCUACCCUCACUCUCUUUCUAUUUUUAUUGUUAUAUAUUAUAAGGGUAAAAUUUUUCAGAUGAUAAUUCUUUAUUGACAAAAUAUAAACCUC
Molecule: messenger RNA, 1509 nt
Organism: Prosopis cineraria
Lineage: Eukaryota; Viridiplantae; Streptophyta; Magnoliopsida; Fabales; Fabaceae
Product: mitogen-activated protein kinase kinase kinase 18-like
Exons: 1
Coding region: 19-1494 (491 amino acids)
Biological process (GO): protein phosphorylation
Molecular function (GO): protein kinase activity; ATP binding
Source: RefSeq, a predicted model, not a curated record